AUGAAGAGAGUUCAUAGCAAAGUAAGUCCGACUCGGUAUUGACUUACAGGGGAAAUGCGAUAGAUUUUGAGAAACGUGGGACAAAUUACGGCUACUUUUCGUGUGAGAGAUAUUGGGGUACCUUACUUGCGCUUUGCAGAAACACCCAAUAUGUCAAAAAAUCAAUAUACGUAAAAUUUGCGUCUGCCAGGGAGUCACUGUAAAAAUCGCAAGGACGGAAUGUCACGUAGAGUGCAACAAAAUGUCAUCAAAUUUAUAGGGGAAUGAAGAAAAAAUAAAAAUUGCUUAUAACUGACAGGGGAAGUAACCCAAAUGCGACGUUAAGAUUUUGAUGAAACUUGGCAUAAAUUUAGACUAUUUUUUCAAAAUUAUAUGCUAGAAUCCUAGCUCGCGCUUUGCGGAAACAACCCAGAUUUAUAGUUUGAAAGACUGCGAAAAUAUGACAAUUUUUGCCGAAUUUUGGCACGAAAAGUUUCAUGCCUAUUUCGGUCAUAGAGGGUAAUGUUUCCACAAAAAACCAAUUUUUUCCGCACGAAACUAGCAAAGUUAUGGCCAAAAAGUGUUUUCUCUGUGACCGAUCUCCCCAUUUAGCGUGCUCUCUCGGCGGCAAAGAUCGUUGAAUAUUUCUGUGGCGCUUGCAAAGCGAGGACUAAAACUUUCAGGAAUUGAUAUUGAGCUCAUCACAUGUCAUGACCGACAUGUGUGCAAAAUUUAAAGAAAAUCUGAGCGUUGCAGUUGGGGUACUUUCGUUGUGAGUUGGAUCACGGUCUUAUUUAUUUUUUAACCGGGUUUGUUUUGUAUUAAAUCUAUUUUCUUACAUACCUAUGAAAUACAUACUCAUCUUCAAGGAAAACAAAAGUUUAAUCUAUCCUCCCGUUUUCAGUGCCUAUCGCAAGACUACUAUUGCCACGCGUAUACUGCCGCCUGGUUGUGGGACUGGUUUCGAUGGACAUCCGUUUUGGCCAUCACUUUAAUCAUUGUUUUCAAAUCCGGCGGGAUGUGGAAGAAGACGAACAGUUACACUGAGCAACCCGCCGUCGAAUUCCAGUCCAAUUGCUACGUAAUAUUUACGCAGGACAAUGGAGAUAUCUUUGAUUACUAUUUUUGGAGUCCGUUUUCGGAAUUGAACGAAGUUCAAAGGGAUCGGCUGAUCACUCCGAUUGUGUCGGUCAAUGAGAACGAUGUGGAUGGGGAUGGAAGCGUGGAUAAUGUAAGAGCUCAUUGUUAGUCUGAAUGUUUUGCAGAGUGGGCAAAUAAAAGUGGCAAUUUUAAGUUAGUUAUAAUUCACCAGUUUGUGGACCGUUUGUUGUAAAUGAUAUGUCAAACUGAUCAGCAAGGUCCCGCUUUUGCCUAGAGUUAGAUCUAACUCUAGCAUAGCUUCUAAAAUUAGCCAUGCCCUUAACCCUUUUCAAAAACCUGAAUCUUCCAAGAGCCAUGGGCCGGUCGGCAUUCAAAAAAACCAUUGUCUUUGCUUGAAAAUUCGGAAUUUAGUAUCACACCUUAGCCCUCAAAUCUACGAAAUCUUGAAGGCAAAAAAUGGCAACCUUGCGGAUCAGUAUGAGAUUGCAUUUACAAAAAAUGGUCUAUUGGUGGUCCGGUUAUAUCCAAAACAAAGUUGUUACAGUGGGGGACCUGAUCCAGUGGCAAAAAAAGUACCAUUUGCAUCCGCCAAGUAUAAAAAAUGUGGCAAAAUGCUUCCCUCUUCAAGUGAAAAAAAUUCGUUUUGAAGGGCCCGCCCUUUCUCAAUUUUGAAAUCUGAGGUUGUUUCAGUUGGAGAAGGAGGUAUUUUGGCCACAUUUUUUUAUGCUUCCAGGAUGCAAAAUGAUACGUUUUUGGCCACUGGAUCAGGCUCCCCACUGUAGUUAUUGUUGUCCCAGUCUAUCCUUUCCAAAAAUUUUUUUAUCAGUUGUAAAAUUGACGGAUUUUUCAGAUUGUAUUGGAAAUUCGCUUCAGUCAUCCAAAUAGCACAUUCGAAGUUCGAUCGCUUUCCUGGAUGCUGUUCUACAAGAUGUCGUUGAACAAAAGGGCUAUCAUUCAAGUGAGUGAUUAUUGAUCAGCCUUCUUUUUGCAUCAAUUUGACUGUUAAUGGCGAAUAAGAAGCUCUAAAAACGCGCUUUGAAUUUUGCCUUUCACUGUUCUCACCUUUUUCUCUGCACGUCUCUUCGUUUUACGAGAUCUCUCGUCUGAAAAAAAAUCGUUGAAUAUUUUAUCGCCAUACUACAGUGGCGGACCUGAUCCAGUGGCAAAAAACGUACCAUUUUGCAUACGGAAAGUAUCAAAAAAAUGUGGCAAAAUGCCUCCCUCUCCAGCUAAAAACCUCCCUUUUGAAGGGGCGCUUCCAUCACAAAAAAACGAACGCGCUUUUGAAAUCGAAGUUUUUUAACCUGGAGAAGGAGGCAUUUUGCUAUAUUUUUUGAUACUUUCGGGAUGCAAGAUAGUACUUCUUUUGCGACUGCAUAAAGAUCCGCCACUGUAUGUUUGAAAUUUCAGGCUGAUGGCGUCCUUUUCCACGAGCUCCGCCGACCAUUCGCAUUGGCCUCCUACUCGCUGCAAAGCGAUCUCAUCUUCGAUCAACGCAAGCCUCUGCCGUCUUAUGGGAACUAUCGUUUCAAACAAGACAUCUUCUCCAAGUUCAGCGACAACCCCGACCAAAACGAGACCGAUGUGGAGUUUAAUUACGGCAGUGUUAGCUAUCAACCGUUCGAGAUCCAACGGCAAAGCAUUCUGUAAGUUUCCCUUGAACUGAAAAAUAAAAAAAAAUGAAUUUCCUGAUCCAAGGGUUCACUUCAAAUCAUUUUCAGAGCCAACUACAGUAUUAAAAUGGGGAGAAAGGUUGAUUUUUGGGAAGCAAAGGGCUCUGAAAUUCCGGAGGAAUUAAAGCUGACAUUCGAAUUCAAUGUUCUUCCGUCCAAUUUGGUCUACGAAACGGACGCGGCGGAGUUGUUGAAAUGGCUUUGGAUCCAAGUGUUGGCCGUGUUUUUGGUGAUUAACUACGUUUUCCAUCGACUGACCGGGAUUUUCAUCGAGAAUGGGACUUUUGGGACAAUUCCAAGGUCCGAAAAGAUGAUAAAACUGGAUUAA
Molecule: messenger RNA, 3081 nt
Organism: Bursaphelenchus xylophilus (pine wood nematode)
Lineage: Eukaryota; Metazoa; Nematoda; Chromadorea; Rhabditida; Aphelenchoididae
Source: the annotation of a GenBank genome assembly